Oryza sativa Japonica Group (Japanese rice) is the source of this 3796-nucleotide messenger RNA. The record is from RefSeq and is a predicted model, not a curated record. NCBI's taxonomy places the organism in Eukaryota, Viridiplantae, Streptophyta, Magnoliopsida, Poales, Poaceae.
UUUUGCAUGAGCUGCGGCGAGCACGGGCCCACCGCCCACCGCCCCUGCUCUCUCCGAUUUCCAUUCCAAUCUUCCGCGUCGGCACGAGACCACGACGUCACGCAUUCCCGCGAAUCCGGCCUGCUCGAGACCUCCUCCCGUCGCGACGCCGCAAGCCAUCAAAGCGCCUCCUGCUUCCGCUCCUAUCCAAGGCGAACCACACUCUGCGAUCGAGAGCUCGCUGAGCCGUAAAACCCUAGCUAAUCCUUCUCUCUCCCCCCCUCUCGCUGUCGUCUCCGUCUCCGUCUCCGAUCUCCGCGGCCUCGGUUGCGGGCUGCGGCUGCGCCGGUGCGGCUCCAUGGUCCCGGAGCCGGCUCCCGCGGCGGCGACGGAGCCGAGGCGCUCCACGCGCAGGCGCCUAAUGACGGCCGCCGCGAUGGAGGCCGAGGCGGAGGCGGUGGCCGACCUCGACGAGAUCGACCGCGAGAUGUCGCGCGCCGAGUCGCGCAAGCGCCAGCGCAGGACGGCGAAGGAGAAGCCUGGUGCCCGUAAGGGAGCGACCGAAUGGAAGCCGGAGGACGUGGAGAAGGCGGCGGCGGCGGAGGGGGUGGCCGAGCUCGACGAGAUCGACCGCGAGAUGCCGCGCCCCGAGUUGCGCAAGCGCCAGCGCAGGACGGCGAAGGAGAAGCCUAGUGCCCAUGAGGGAGCGACCGAAUGGAAGCCGGAGGACGUGGAGAAGGCGGCGGCGCAGGAGCCCGAGGGGACCGAGCUCGACAGUGGGUUGUCGCCCGCAGAGUCACGCGGCAAGCGGCAGCGCGGGGUGGAGAAGGUCAAGCGUCGUACCCGUAAGAAGACGGCCAAGGAGAAGACGAAGGAGACGACCGAGAAGUCGGCGGCUCAGGCGCCCGAGAAGAUGAAGGUGAACGAUGCGGGUGGCGCGCUGGCCGAAGACGUGUGCGCGGAUGAGCCGGACGCCGAACAGAUGGCCAUGGAGGAGGAGGAGGAGGCAGCCGACGUGCUGGAAGCAGAGGAGAGGAUGGGUAAGUGUGUCGGAGAAGGAUCAGCCGAGAAGGCUGCGACGAGGAAGAGGGUGGCGCGGCCAAGCACUGCGAGAAGGGUGGAGGACUCAGAUGACCACUUUGUGGGCGAUCCAGUACCGGAUGAUGAAGCGCGACAACGAUGGCCCGUGAGGUACAGUAGAAAGGGGUCUGAUUCGCUUCUUAAGCAGGAGCCUGACGAAGAUGAAGAAAUGAAGGCUCGAUGUCACUACCUGGCUGCUAAUGUGGAUGAUGAAAUCUAUCAUCUUGAUGAUGAUGUCUAUGUCAAGGCUGGUCCUGAUGAGGAAAAUUACAUUGGACGGAUUACUGAAUUUUUUGAAGGAGUCGACCGUGGAUCAUAUUUCUCUUGUCAGUGGUUUUUCCGUACAGCAGAUACGGUCAUCUCAUCAAAGUUGUUAAAGGUGCAUGAUCAUAGACAUAACCAUAAGCGUGUUUUUCUUUCAAAGGAGAAGAAUGACAACUUGAUUGAGUGCAUAGUCUCAAAAGUAAAGAUUGCCCAUGUUGAUCCAAAUAUGACGCCUCAAGCAAGAGCUCAUGCUAUAUCUGAUUGUGACCUGUACUAUGACAUGUCUUACUCUGUUGCAUAUUCCACGUUUGCAAAUCUUCCAGCAGAUAAUGAUGGUGCAUUGGGGAGUGAGGCAACAUCAAAUAUUUCCUGCGAUGAUGCUGACAAUUCUUCUAAGGGAAAAUUGUCGGCUGAUAUUGUGGCACCAUAUAGUGAACAAACAGAGACAGCUUCUCUGCUUGAUCUUUACUCAGGAUGUGGCGCUAUGUCAACUGGGCUUUGUUUGGGUUUUGCAUUUUCUGGCAUAAAUUUAGAGACUAGGUGGGCUGUUGACAUAAACAAAUAUGCUUGUGCUUGUCUCAAACAUAAUCACCCAUACUCGCAGGUGCGGAACGAGAAAACUGAGGAUUUUCUUGCCCUUAUUCAGCAGUGGGAUGCACUUUGUAGAAAAUAUGUUGUCCACAAAAACGAUACACUAGAACCUAGUAUAGAUAUGCCCUUAAAUGAUGCUGACGAUGUAAAUGAGCCUCUUCCAGAAGAUAUAUUCGAUGUAGAGGAGCUCCUUGAGAUAUGCUAUGGUGAUCCAAGUAACACAGGAAAAAAUGGCUUGUGGUUUAAGGUGCGGUGGAAAGGGUAUGAUCCAAGUUAUGAUACAUGGGAGCCAAUUGAUGGGCUCAGUGAUUGCCCUGAGCGUAUUAAAGAAUUUGUAGAGAAAGGACACAAGGAAAAUAUUUUGCCCUUGCCCGGUGCUGUGGAUGUCAUAUGUGGUGGGCCUCCAUGUCAAGGCAUCAGUGGGUUCAACCGAUUCAGAAAGCAUAAUGAUCCACUUGAGGAUGAAAAGAACAAACAGUUGGUUGUUUUUAUGGAUAUAGUGAAGUAUCUGAGGCCCAAAUAUGUCCUCAUGGAAAAUGUUGUGGACAUAUUGAAAUUUGCAGAUGGAUUCCUUGGACGCUAUGCAAUGAGUUGCCUUGUGGCUAUGAAUUAUCAAGCUAGGCUUGGGAUGAUGGCGGCAGGAUAUUAUGGGCUACCGCAGUUCAGAAUGCGGGCAUUUCUCUGGGGAGCCCUUCCAUCAAUGGUAUUACCAAAAUUCCCACUUCCUACCCAUGAUGCUGUUGUGCGUGGAAUAGUACCAACUACAUUUUCGCAAAGUGUUGUUGCAUACAAUGAGGUAGACACCCGUUGCCUACGAAAGGCUCUUCUCCUUGCAGAUGCCAUAUCUGAUUUACCCAAGGUUGGAAAUGAUCAACCUAAAGAUGUAAUAGAGUAUAGUGUUGCCCCCAAAACUGAAUUUCAACGGUAUAUCCGGAACAACCGUAAAGACAUUCAGGAUUACUCUUUUCGUGGAGAUGAUCCUUCUGAAGAAGGUAAAUUGUUUGAUCAUCAACCUCUAAAGCUAAACAAAGAUGAUUAUGAGCGUGUGCAGCGGAUACCUGUAAAAAAGGGAGCGAACUUUCGUGAUCUAAAGGGCGUCAUAGUUGGCCCAGAUAAUACUGUGCGGCUGGAUCCAAACAUUUCCCGUGAACGACUGUCAUCUGGGAAGCCUUUGGUGCCUGACUAUGCCAUAUCUUUCGUCAAGGGGAAGUCAACUAAACCGUUUGGACGCCUGUGGUGGGAUGAAACUGUUCCCACUGUAGUUACCAGAGCUGAGCCUCACAACCAGAUUAUUUUGCAUCCUAGCCAAGACCGAGUUCUGACUAUUCGCGAGAAUGCAAGGUUGCAAGGUUUUCCUGACUAUUACAGAUUGAUCGGCCCACUAAAGGAGAAAUAUAUCCAGGUUGGCAAUGCGGUUGCAAUUCCAGUUGCUCGAGCUUUGGGGUAUGCUCUUGGGCUGGCCUACCGGGGUGAAUCUGAUGGAGAUCGAGCAGUACUCAAAUUGCCAGAGAGUUUUAUUUAUGCUGAUCAAGAGACGGUUGUUAAAUCUUCGGCAGGAACUCCUGGAAGUGAAAUAGCUGAUUCGGAACAGUUGUUUGAAUAGUAUGUUAUCUGAGUCACUUGUAUAGUUGGGUGAUGUGCUAUAAUUGUUUCUGUAUGAGUUUCGAACACGGACAGUGCAUGCAUUGUCCAAUGCUCCAAACAUUCACUGGUUAACCCUGGAACUGAGUAAUUUGCAUACGUUUCUUCAUUGGAUGUCCAUUUCUUUCUGGUUUAGAUAUGUGAGUGAAAUACUUUAUUUGCUUCGAUUCUAAUUGAGCUGCUGCUACAUUGUAUUAUCGGGCUCUUUAUUUAAUGGGAUACUGGCUACUUUUGAGCAAAA